AUGCUGUCAGUUGCACGGGAAGCCUUCCGUGCUGGGGACUUCAACCUCCUUGCUGAGAUCUACAGCUCGCAGCUGGCGGACCUCCGACACCCGGACCGGAGCCUCUGCCUCCUGAAAGCGGACGCGCUCAGCAGGGCUGGGCGGAUAGCGGAGGCUCUGGAUUCAUACUGCACCGCCGCCAACUUGGACAAUAAUAUAGGCCUCAGCGCGCAAGCCCCCUAUAUGUGUGGGCUGCUGGCCCGACGGGCAGAGCUGCAUAUGGAGAUGAACAGCUUCAGACAGGCCCUACAGGAUGGAGACGCCAUGUGUCGACUGACGCCCCUCUCUCCCAAGGCUCACUACGUGAAGGCCCUGGCUCUGAACAAAGCCGGUUAUAAUGAAGAGGCCCUGCAAGAAUACUUCUACUGUCUGGCUUUGAAGCCAGACUGGACCUCAGUCAAGCUGGAAACGCAAAAGUUAAGCUACUCCGCUAUGCUGAGUGAGAUGUUCUCCACGUUCAAGACGGACGGUCUCCCCACGUCAUCACUCCGCCCCCACCAAACAGGCCCCGCCUCCCACCUCAAACCAGCCUCCCUUCUCCUCGACUCCCUCCAUUCCACCCCUCGUAGAUGGAACCAAACCCCUACUGGCCGUAGAGACAGUUUGUCUGACACCGGAGCAGAGACCAAGUCCUCAUGUGAGGACUCCAAGACCCUGGCUUGUGUCCUGGCUGCCUUACCUCUCCCCCCUGUUCUAAAGAGGAAGCUCUCAGACGAGCCCCAAGGCUCUGCACCCCCCAACAAGCUGCCCAGAAAAGAUGAGUCAAGCUCAUCCCAGAUGCCUGCUGCUUGUUGCAGUGAGAGGAGAGAGGUGCCCCCUCAGCUCCUGGAUAGUGCUGACAUGGACUGUUCUGUUUGUAUAAGGCUGUUCUACGAGCCAGUCACCACCCCCUGUGGACACACCUUCUGCAUGAAGUGUCUUGAGCGCUGUUUGGACCACAACCCCAACUGCCCGCUGUGUAAAGAGAACAUUACAGAGUACUUGGCCACUAGAGGGUACCAUAAGACCCUGCUGAUGGAGGAGGUGCUGCAGCGCUACCUGUCUGAGGAGCUGGCUGAGAGGAGCAAGGUGCACCAGGAAGAAAUGGCAGAGCUGUCAAACUUGGCCCAGGAAGUGCCCAUCUUCAUCUGCACCAUGGCCUUUCCCACAAUUCCCUGCCCUCUGCAAGUCUUCGAGCCGUGUUAUAGGCUGAUGAUCCGAUGCUCUACGGAGACGGGAACCAAGCAGUUUGGAAUGUGCAUCGCUGACGACAUCAAAGGCUUCGCAGACUACGGCUGCAUGUUGGAGGUGACAGACGUGAAGUUCCAACCAGACGGGCGCUCGGUGGUCGACACGGUCGGAGUGUCCCGCUUCAGAGUGCUGAGCCACGGCCACCGUGACGGCUACAACACAGCCAAGAUAGAGCACCUGGAGGACCAGAAGGUGGAUGGAGAGGAGCUGGCGGAGCUGCAGAAGCUGCAUGACUUUGUGUACGAGCAGGCCAGCACCUGGUUCACCUCCCUCAAAGACAACAUGAAGAACCAGAUCGUCAGUCACUUUGGACAGCUGCCUGAAAAAGACCCUGACAUACAGGGGAGUGCCAGUGGUCCUGCAUGGUGUUGGUGGCUGCUGGCUGUACUGCCCCUGGAGAAGAGAGCCCAGCUAAGCAUCCUGGCCAUGACCACCCUCCGAGAGCGCCUCAGCACCACCCGCCGCGUGCUCAGCCUCGUCACACGCAAACACCCUCCACCGCGGCGACCAUCUUCAGCAGCGGCAGCAUCAUCAUCACUGUAG
Salvelinus namaycush (lake trout) is the source of this 1812-nucleotide messenger RNA. RefSeq names its product LON peptidase N-terminal domain and RING finger protein 2-like. Gene Ontology annotation, molecular function: protein binding. The record is from RefSeq and is a predicted model, not a curated record. The transcript has 11 exons. The coding region runs from base 1 to 1812 and encodes 603 amino acids. Lineage: Eukaryota; Metazoa; Chordata; Actinopteri; Salmoniformes; Salmonidae.